Ziziphus jujuba (common jujube) is the source of this 1783-nucleotide messenger RNA. Its product is annotated as probable pyruvate, phosphate dikinase regulatory protein, chloroplastic. The coding region runs from base 112 to 1338 and encodes 408 amino acids. NCBI's taxonomy places the organism in Eukaryota, Viridiplantae, Streptophyta, Magnoliopsida, Rosales, Rhamnaceae. The transcript has 4 exons. The record is from RefSeq and is a predicted model, not a curated record. Gene Ontology annotation, molecular function: ATP binding; transferase activity, transferring phosphorus-containing groups.
UCUGAUUUCAUGUCUCCAUUCAUUCACAGUAAACCACCUGAAACCAGAAAGGAAAUAAUAAACCAAUAAACAACAACGAUAAUAAUAAAUAAUAAAUAAGAAAAGGAUAAUAUGUUUGCUUCUUCAAGCUUCAACCUCCAGAGCCUGGGUCCCACAUCCGCAUCUUUGGUCCCGGAGCCUAAUCCCCAAACUCCACGCUCCUCCAUCUCUCUCCAUUUCGACGUCGAACCCCAACCCAAAUCCGAGUCCGACACGCAGUCUCAGUCUCGGAAGCUCAAAGGCAGCCCUCAGCUCAACCGCUGGUCAAGGGCUCGCGCCGUACGCCUCGGUCGGAAAUUGGACCGCCUCAGUCAUGGCCCACAGGCUGUGGAACUGCCCCUUCCAGCCCAGCCCAGAGAGGGUGGCGCCGAUCAAGAGCCCACCGCUCUAUCGCCAAACGACGCCGUCGGAGCCCACACGGUGGGGAAGUCCAUAUACAUGGUUUCCGAUGGAACUGGUUGGACCACCGAGCACGCCGUCAACGCGGCGUUGGGUCAGUUCGAGCACUGCUUGGUGGAUCGUGGUUGUCCCGUAAAUACCCAUCUGUUUUCCGGGAUUGAUGAUGUUGAGCAAUUAAUGGAGAUCAUAAAGCAAGCAGCUAAAGAAGGAGCUAUGAUUGUGUACACUUUAGCUGACCCGUCAAUGGCGGAGUCUGCUAAGCAAGCCUGCAAGCUAUGGGGUAUACCUUCGACUGACAUACUGGGUCCAAUCACAGAGGCUGUUGCUUCUCAUCUGGGUGUCUCUCCGUCUUGGCUUCCUCGCGGAGCUCCGGGCCGGAAUUUUCCACUAUCCGAUGAAUACUUUCGUCGGAUCGAAGCAAUUGAAUUUACCAUCAAGCAAGACGAUGGAGCAUUGCCUCAGAACUUGCACAAAGCUGAUAUCAUUCUCGCCGGCGUUUCUCGUACUGGGAAAACGCCGUUGUCUAUUUAUCUGGCGCAGAAAGGAUACAAAGUCGCAAAUGUGCCCAUUGUAAAGGGUGUUGAUUUGCCCAAGACCCUGUUUCGGGUAGACCCAGAAAAGGUUUUUGGUUUGACUAUAAAUCCCGUAGUGUUGCAAACGAUUAGGAAAGCAAGAGCUAAGAGUCUGGGAUUUAGUAACCAAAUGAGGAGUAAUUACUCAGAGAUGGAUUAUGUUAGAGAGGAACUGGGAUUCGCUCGCAUAGUUUUUUCACAGAAUCCUGGCUGGCCUGUAAUUGAGGUAACAGGAAAAGCUAUAGAAGAAACAGCAGCUGUAGUACUGAGGCUAUAUCAUGACCGCAAGCAUAAGAGCUCAAUGCCUAGGAUUUCAAAGCGAUAUUGAGAAUGGCAAGUCAUUGUUUUCACGUAUGCGGGAUGCUUAAUUGCCGCCUAGUAGGCCUUUUGUUCUUGCACACCGUCGAUAUCCCAGUUAUAUGAAUCGAACCCAAUUUGUAGAACUUUGGAUCGUACUGCAUGAAAUGAAAUUUGUCUUAUUAUCUGCUGAGAACAUAACUGAUACAAAUUGUUUCAGAUAAGAUAAGUGUUUGAGGCUAAGGUUAUUUGAAAGAGAGGGAGAAAGAGAAAAUAGUAUCCUGUUUCAUAGAUCAAAGCCUAAGGUUGAACUUUGUAAAUUGACGUCCUGAAUGGUUUGAUAUCUUUUGUUGUUUGGAUUGCACAGUUAAGCAUGAUAGGUGUAAUUUCUAAAAAAUGUAUUCUCUAUCAUUUUACUGGAAUUUUGGCCUUGUUUUGGGUGAUCAAACAUAAAUAUAAUAUUGGAUAUUCGAAUG